GUUGGACUCCUUCUACUUUUGUGUCUUCUCGCAAAAAUAGAACAGAACGGCAGGUUUUCAAGCCUGAAGAUUUUAUGGACGAAGAAGAUCUGGAGGAACUUGGCCAAAGUAAGAAACUAGUUGCUACCGAAGAAUUUGAUUCUUUAGGUUCGACAGAGCGUGAAUUAGAAAAAAAACGUGCUCUGGCAAAUUCCAUGGAUGCAAGCGGAAGGCAAUCUAUGGGAUGGAGAGAGGGUCAAGGCAUAGGUCCUCGUGUUAAAAAAAAAAAAAGAGAUUAUGAUGAUAUUGACAAUGAAGACAAUGAAGAUCAGAUACCCAGUACUUUAUUUGCUCCUAAAAAUACUUCUAUCGUAAGUUUUGAACAAAAAGCCAACAAUUAUGGUCUUGGAUAUAAUCCAUUCGAAAAUGCUCCAGAGUUUGUUUUUCAAUCAGCUACUAGUAAAGGCGAAAGUUAUCUCCGUAAAGAUAAACCGAAAAGUUCUUUCCCUAUACGAGGAACAUCAAUGGCUGAUUUUAAUACUUCACUAAUGGAUGAGGAUGAUGAUGACAUCAUAAUAAUGGGAAACAGGAAAUAUUCAAAAAUGUCAAACCUGUCUACAGAAUCUCAAAUGAAAAAGUCAUCAUUCCAGGAUAAUAGAUUAUGUAAUGAUGGGACUCAACCAUUACGAGGGUUUAUGUUGGCCAGGAAACCUCUUCCCAUUGACAAAUGGUUCAGUCCACCGGAUUUGCCACCAGAAUACGUUCCUGUUCAUGAAUUUGACUCUCAAAAUCAAUAUACCCAGGAUACGAGUAAAAAGAAUAUAAAACAAAAGCAGACUACAUUGGCGAUUGUAGCAGAACAGCGUGGCGCAUUACUGGGUGAAACACCUUUAAAUGCACCUACACGUUCGGUAUUUGAUUAUGUGUCUCGGAAGGAUAAAGAAAGGCUAGAUAGUAUAAUUCGACCAGUGAUUGAUACGUCAGGUGACAAAAAUGUUAAUAAACCUCCUGAAAUUAAAAUUCCAAAGAUAGAAAAGGAUGUCGCUUUGGCUGCUUUGAAAGGAUUUAUCCCUUUUGAAGACAAUAAGAAAAAACAAGCUAGAUAUAAAAAAUAUUUGGAAGUACAUGCUGAGUUAAUAGCUCCUGAAUUAUUAAGAAAACCUGAGGAAUUAACUGCAGAUGAGUUCUCAAAGGAGCUAGAUGAAUUCUCUAAAGCAGCAAGAAUAUUUCGCCCAAUGUCAAAAAUGAUUGCAUCUCGGUUCACCAGUAGUUCGUCUCCUGCUGAAGAAUUCAAGCAGCCUAUUCCUGGUCUAAGAGCCGGUGCCGGAAAUGAUUCAGAUAUUCCUUCAGUUAAAAAAAAAGAUACAGAUCAACUUGAUUCUGAAUCAACAGCAGAAGCUGCUGCAAAAAUGAAUAUGUUUGGUCCACUUACGAGAUUAAAAUCUGUAUUUUAUCCAAGUAAGCUUCUAUGUAAAAGGUUUAAUGUAGCAAAUCCACAUCCAGAACAUGCACAAAGUUCAAGUUCUGGUAGGACUCAAAAGGGUCAAAAAGAAGCACUCAGCAGAGAGACGAUGAAUGACAUUCUCAAUAAGCAAGAUGCGCAAAAUUUUCCAGGAUUUAGUACGACUUCUUCUACAUCUGAUACAAAUUGGAACGAAUCUGAACAAGCACUUGAAGUAUCUAACCAACCUGAUGAUACAAAAGAGGAUGACAAAAAACCGUAUACACGCCCUGCAAUGGAAUUAUUUAAAUCAAUUUUUGGUGAUUCAGGUUCAGAAGAUGAUGAUGAGGAUGCUCCAAAACAUAAAAAACCUCCAAAUCUAGUAAUUGGUGACUUGGAACCUCAAGUUACGAACAGAGAUAGAUCGCCAACUCCCAUUUCAUAUAAUGUAGAUGAAGAUAGUAGUCAUAAACCUAUUUCAUUUGAUGUAGAUAAUGUAGAUGAAGACAUUCCAUCAAUUACUUUUCAAAGAACAACAGCACAGGCUAGUUCAUCGAAAACGAUUAAUCAUUCGUCGUCACAGUCUACUAUAAAUCGAACUAGAAAUCGGCCAAGGGCAUCUGAUUUAUGGUAG
Dentiscutata heterogama is the source of this 2054-nucleotide messenger RNA. The record is from the annotation of a GenBank genome assembly. NCBI's taxonomy places the organism in Eukaryota, Fungi, Glomeromycota, Glomeromycetes, Diversisporales, Gigasporaceae.